Caenorhabditis elegans is the source of this 539-nucleotide messenger RNA. It is a transcript of the gene Y37E11B.6, whose product is annotated as Zf-AD domain-containing protein. The transcript has 3 exons. NCBI's taxonomy places the organism in Eukaryota, Metazoa, Nematoda, Chromadorea, Rhabditida, Rhabditidae. The record is from RefSeq and is marked reviewed. Bases 68 to 478 code for a protein of 136 amino acids.
CAGAGACGCAGACAUUGCAAACAAUAUUUAAAUUCUGUUUUCCGUCGAUUUUCUUCCCAAAACCGCUAUGGGCCGCAGCAAAAAAGGAGAAAAUAAGAAUAAUAAUGGAAAAAAGAAUGUGAAAAACAAGUUGGGCUAUGCGCGAGCCGAACAUCUCCAUCGAUGUGCGAUUUUUCUGUCAAAACUCGGCUCCAAAAACAACGACGGAUUCUCCAAAACGAGCCGGCACGUUUCAAAGCUCUGCCGACAGGUUAUGGACACGGAAAUGGUGCAUUUGGACUGCGAGCAGAAGCAGCAAUUUUGCAAAAUUUGCCGGGAGGUUCUCGUCGGAAAUUACGAAAAAACCGAAAUCUCUGUGAAACAACGCGGAUCUGUCACCGAGAAGUGCGGAAAUUGCCACAAAGAGCGGAAUUACAUGACGAAAGCCGGAUACGGAGAGACGCUCAAGGAAAAGCUGGAAAAGCUGAAAAAACAAUAAUUAAACUAAUUGUUUUAGGUGUUUUACGGGUAUUUUAUGCAGAUAAAUUGUUAUUUUUUGC